Staurois parvus is the source of this 1530-nucleotide messenger RNA. Lineage: Eukaryota; Metazoa; Chordata; Amphibia; Anura; Ranidae. The record is from the annotation of a GenBank genome assembly.
AUGGCGGCGCGGGCUGGCUUCCAAUCGGUGACCCCCGGGGGAUCCGGGCCGGCGGCCGCUGCGAUGGGCCCCGGGACGCCCGGACCUGCUGUGAGGAUGGGGCCCGCCCCGGGACAAGGCAUGUACCGGUCACCGAUGCCGGGAGCCGCUUAUCCGCGACCUGGGAUGCUUCCAGGCAGUCGGAUGACCCCUCAGGGACCAGCCAUGGGACCUCCAGGUUAUGGUGGAAGCCCAGCUGCUCGACCAGGGAUGGCUCAGUCAGGCAUGGACCAGUCCCGGAAACGCCCUGCACCCCAACAAAUACAGCAAGUUCAGCAACAACAGGCAGCUCAAAAUAGGAACCACAGUGCUAAAAAGAAGAAGAUGGCUGAUAAGAUUCUACCUCAGAGGAUUCGGGAGCUGGUACCUGAAUCUCAGGCUUACAUGGAUUUAUUGGCUUUUGAGAGGAAAUUGGACCAGACAAUUAUGAGAAAACGGCUUGAUAUUCAAGAGGCCUUGAAAAGACCGAUCAAACAAAAAAGGAAACUCCGCAUCUUCAUUUCUAACACAUUUAACCCAGCAAAGUCAGAUAUUGAGGAUGGUGAAGGUACAGUGGCUUCUUGGGAGCUACGUGUGGAAGGCCGCCUUCUUGAGGAUACAACUUUAUCCAAAUAUGAUGUUUCCAAACAGAAGAGAAAAUUCUCAUCAUUUUUUAAGUCUUUGGUCAUUGAGUUAGACAAGGAUCUGUACGGGCCAGAUAAUCAUUUGGUGGAGUGGCACAGAACACCAACCACUCAGGAGACAGAUGGGUUUCAGGUCAAACGUCCAGGAGAUGUCAAUGUACGCUGCACAGUGCUGCUGAUGCUUGAUUAUCAGCCACCUCAGUUUAAGCUUGAUCCCCGCUUGGCUCGUCUUCUCGGAAUCCACACACAGACUCGUCCAGUCAUCAUUCAAGCCUUAUGGCAGUACAUUAAAACUCACAAACUUCAGGACCCUCAUGAGCGGGAGUUCAUAAUCUGUGACAAGUACCUCCAACAGAUCUUUGAAUCUCAGAGGAUGAAGUUUUCCGAGCUUCCACAAAGACUACAUGCCCUUCUCAUGCCUCCAGAGCCCAUCAUAAUCAAUCAUGUCAUUAGUGUGGAUCCUAAUGACCAGAAGAAGACGGCAUGUUAUGAUAUUGAUGUUGAAGUGGAUGACACCCUCAAGACUCAGAUGAACUCUUUCCUGCUUUCCACUUCCAGUCAACAAGAAAUUGCAGCUCUAGACAACAAGAUUCAUGAGACGAUUGAAACAAUUAAUCAGCUGAAGAUUCAGAGGGAGUUCAUGUUAAGCUUUGCUCGUGACCCUCAAGGUUUUAUCAAUGACUGGCUACAGUCUCAGUGCCGUGACCUCAAGACCAUGACGGAUGUUGUUGGAAAUCCAGAAGAGGAGCGCAGAGCAGAAUUCUAUUUCCAGCCCUGGGCUCAGGAAGCGGUUUGUCGAUACUUUUACUCCAAGGUACAGCAAAGACGCCAGGAAUUGGAGCAAGCCCUAGGGAUCAGAAAUACAUAA